This is a messenger RNA of Limanda limanda (common dab), 993 nucleotides long. RefSeq names its product trace amine-associated receptor 13c-like. The transcript has 2 exons. The coding region runs from base 1 to 993 and encodes 330 amino acids. The record is from RefSeq and is a predicted model, not a curated record. Lineage: Eukaryota; Metazoa; Chordata; Actinopteri; Pleuronectiformes; Pleuronectidae. Gene Ontology annotation, biological process: G protein-coupled receptor signaling pathway. Gene Ontology annotation, cellular component: membrane. Gene Ontology annotation, molecular function: trace-amine receptor activity.
AUGCAAACGCUCCGGGAGGCUGAACUCUGUUUCCCGCUGCUCCUCAACUCGUCCUGCAGGAAGCUGGUGCUCCCUCAGCCUGAGAGAACCAUCUCCUACCUCCUGCUGUCGUCCAUGUCUCUGCUCACGGUGACGCUCAACCUGCUGGUCAUCAUCUCCAUCUCACACUUCAGGCAGCUCCACACUCCCACCAACCUCCUCCUCCUCUCUCUGGCCAUCUCGGAUUUCCUCAUCGGCUUCCGCAUAUCCUUUCAAAUUGUGCUCCUCGACGGCUGCUGGCUGCUCGGUGACCACAUAUGUGUUGUGUUUAUCAUUUUGGAUUACAUCAUCACCUCUGCCUCCAUAGGAACCAUGGUGCUGAUUUCUAUCGACCGCUACGUGGCUAUUUGUGACCCCAUGCAUUACCCGACCAAAUUCACUCAGAGAAGAGUUAAAGUCCACGUGUGUUCGUGUUGGGCGGCUUCAGCUCUGACUCAGAUUCUGCUGCUGAGGGACAAACUGAUGGACCCGGGCAGCUCCCACUUUUGCUAUGGAGAAUGUGCUCUCUUUCAGGAUCAAGUUUCUGGACUUGUUGAUCUACUUCUGUCCUUCAUCGGCCCGGUCAGCAUCAUCAUCGUUCUGCAUGUGAAGGUGUUCCUCGUGGUCGUGGCUCAGGCCCGUGCCAUGCACUCCCAAAACGCAGCCGUCGCUCUGGUGAAGGUCAGAGUCAAGAAAUCUGAAAUCAAAGCAGCCAAGACCCUCGGUGUUGUCAUUGCUGUGUUUCUGAUUUGUACCUGUCCAUAUUUUUGUGCUUCACUCAUUGGCCAGGACCAGUCCUUCAACAUUAUAUCUGAUACCUUUGUGAUUUGUCUGUUUUACUUUAACUCCUGUCUCAACCCCCUGAUCUUCGCCUUCUUCUACCCCUGGUUCAGAAAAUCCAUGAAACUCAUUGUUACACUGCAGAUACUGAAGUCUGGCUCCUCUGACUCCAGGUUGGUGAAGAGCGUGCAGUGA